AUGGGUUACCUCUCGGAUUUUGGUGGAGCCUUCUUGAGUAUCCUUUUAGUCUGCUAUCUGGUUGAUGCCGCAAGACUCAGAGCCAGACGAAAGCAAUUUAUGAGGGAAAAUGAUUGCGAAGAACCCCCCAAGAGACCAUCUCAAUAUCCCUUUGGUAUUGAUCUUUUCCUGAACAAAAUGAAGAAUAUCAAAAGUCAUACACAUCUCGAAUCUAUCAUGAAUCAUCACAAGGAACUCGGAAGCACGUACACCGAGAAGUCUAUCGGUACAACUACCAUCUUUACCAUCGACCCUCAGAAUCUUCAAACGUAUUAUAGUACAAACUUCAAGGAUUAUGGGGUUUAUCAUCUGAGAAAAAAAGCUUUCCAUCCACUUCUAGGAGAUGGCGUAUUUAGCACUGACGGGCCUUUCUGGGAACACUCCCGAGCGUUGAUACGACCUACCUUUACAAGGUUCAACGUGGCCAACUUUCCUGCAUUCGAGAUACAUCUUCAAAAAUUCCUGAAAUUUAUACCGAGAGAUGGAAAAACCGUAAACCUGAGUUCGUUGCUUGAUGACCUGUUCCUAGCCACAUCCACAGAGUUCAUCUUUGGCGAAUCUGUCAAUGCUUUAGAUGAGUCUUCUGAUGAAUCUUCUGAAUCUCAUAAAUUUCUCAACGCUUUCCACCAUGCUCAACGAGGCAUCAGUAUCCGAUCUCAGCUCCGUACCUUGUCAUUCUUAUAUCAAGACCGUUGGGAUAAAAAAGAAAGACGCGCCGUUCAUAAAUUCGUCGAUGCACAUAUUGACAAGGCACUCGAGCUUCGCCGAGAAUUUUUAGCUUCCAAAAAAUCACUCACGAAUCCAGAUCCGUCGAGUUCAAGCGACGAAGAAGAUGAAGAAGAAGUAAACCAUCGCUAUAUUCUCCUUCACGAAAUGGCCAAGGAAACAGAUGAUCGUCGAGAGCUCCGGAAUCAAACUUUGCAGGUAUUCUUGGCAGGUCAUGAAGCUACGGCUAUUGGAGUUGGGAAUGCAAUCUUUUGGUUAUGGAUGAGAUAUCUACAAUGGGUUGUUAACGAGACUCUCCGUCUCACUCCCAUAGCCCCAACCAUAACCCGUGGAGCAGUUUGCGAUACCAUUCUCCCUCGCGGUGGCGGCCCUCCAGGAACAUCCCCGAUUCUCGUCAAAGCCGGUACUCUCAUUACACCCAAUAGUUGGGUAUUCCAUCGCCUGGCACCUUGUUAUCAACCAGAUCCCGAAGCGUUCAGACCAGAACGUUGGGAACAUCUGAGGCCAGGAUGGAAUUAUUUACCAUUUGGAGGUGGAACUAGAAUGUGUGCGGGAAGAAAUCUGGGGUUAACGGAGAUGGCAUAUGUGCUUGCGAGAUUGGUACAGGAGUGGGAAGGGGUGGAGUGUAGGGACGAAGUUGCGGAGUGGGUAGAGGAGAUGAAAUUGAGCGUGGAGAGUGGAAACGGUGUUAAGGUUGGGGUGAAGUGGGCUGGAUAG
This is a messenger RNA of Botrytis byssoidea, 1482 nucleotides long. RefSeq lists its product as uncharacterized. Gene Ontology annotation, molecular function: iron ion binding; heme binding; oxidoreductase activity, acting on paired donors, with incorporation or reduction of molecular oxygen, reduced flavin or flavoprotein as one donor, and incorporation of one atom of oxygen. NCBI's taxonomy places the organism in Eukaryota, Fungi, Ascomycota, Leotiomycetes, Helotiales, Sclerotiniaceae. The coding region runs from base 1 to 1482 and encodes 493 amino acids. The record is from RefSeq and is a predicted model, not a curated record. The transcript is spliced from 4 exons.